Molecule: messenger RNA, 1653 nt
Organism: Truncatella angustata
Lineage: Eukaryota; Fungi; Ascomycota; Sordariomycetes; Amphisphaeriales; Sporocadaceae
Product: prephenate dehydrogenase
Exons: 4
Coding region: 136-1470 (444 amino acids)
Biological process (GO): L-tyrosine biosynthetic process
Molecular function (GO): NAD+ binding; prephenate dehydrogenase (NAD+) activity; prephenate dehydrogenase (NADP+) activity
Source: RefSeq, a predicted model, not a curated record
UCACUCAUCCUUUAAUCAAUUCUCACCUCACGCCAGCUUUAGCUUGCGCGCGCAUUCUCUUCCGGAAUAGAAUGAGGUGGUUUAUGAUUCCAACUGGUUGAUUGACGGACAGAGCAUUAUUGUCAGCAAUCCACCAUGGCGGCAACCUCGAGCAGAAUCCCUCCUGGAAUGGAGAACUUUGUGGUAGGCAUUAUUGGUAUGGGAGCCAUGGGGAAGAUGUAUGCUCAGAGGCUCAGCGAUGCUGGAUGGAGAAUCCACGGCUGCGACAGGGAUGAAAACUACGAAAGCUUGAAGGAAGAGUUCGCUAGUAGGAGCAAUGUUCAAAUUUUCCGGAAUGGCCACUUUGUGUCUCGAUCGAGCGACUGGAUCAUGUACAGUGUAGAAGCUGCCAACAUAGAUAAGAUUGCGGCGUUGUACGCACCUUCAACCAAAAUGGGUGCCAUCGUUGGUGGCCAGACAUCGUGCAAGAAGCCUGAGAUCGAUGCACUGGAGAAAUAUCUACCUGAUGAUUGUGACAUUGUCUCUUGCCAUUCACUCCACGGACCAGGAACCGACACCAGGGAUCAGCCGUUGGUUCUGAUCAAACAUCGCGCCUCUGAUGAAUCGUUCCAGAAAGUCGAAGCGGUCCUGAGCUGCCUACAAAGUCGUCAUGUCUACCUUACAGCUCAAGAACACGACCAUAUCACCGCAGACACCCAAGCAGUGACCCAUGCGGCUUUCCUGUCAAUGGGCAAAGCUUGGAACAGUAUGAAGCAAUACCCCUGGGAGACAGCGCGCUACAUUGGCGGCAUCGAGAACGUCAAAAUCAACAUUAUGCUGCGUAUCUACAGCCAGAAAUGGCAUGUGUACGCAGGCCUCGCUAUCUUGAAUCCAGAAGCACGAAAGCAGAUCGAGCAGUAUGCCAAGAGCACUACCGAAUUAUACAAGCUUAUGCUCGAGAAUAAAGGUGACGAGCUCAAGGCCCGUGUCUAUGCUGCCAAGGACCGAGUGUUUGGUACCAGCGCUGGUGGGAGAUUCGAGAAAGACGGCCCGCUUCUUGACGAUGAGGUUUUAGACGAGUUCAGUCUCGGAAAAAAGCCCGAAUUGCUUUUACCGAACAAUCAUCUCUCGCUUCUAGCCAUGGUAGACUGUUGGUCUGCAUUGGGUAUCGUGCCCUAUGACCACAUGAUUUGCUCAACACCCAUUUUCAGGAUGUGGCUAGGUGUCACCGAGAACCUGUUUCGCAAUCAGGAGCGGCUGGACGAGGCCAUCCGUGUGGCUAUUGACGAUACAUCUUUCCGUAGCGAUGAUCUGGAGUUCACAUUUGCAGCGAGAGGUUGGGCUGAGUGCGUCUCCUUGGGUCACUUUGAGACGUGGAAGGAAAGGUUCAUGAUUACGCAGCGCUUCUUCGAACCCAGAUUCGCUGGUGCCAUUGAGGUGGGCAAUGAUAUGUUGAAGGUACUUGCGAGAAGACGUAGAGGUAGCCGAUAGAGCAUCGCGCAUCACUUCAAGGAUCAUGCUCAUGUAUUAGCUUCUCCAAGCAUCUGUUGUCUCAUUUCACAGACUCGGCCACAUGACCACGUUAGAGCUAGGGUCCAUGACAGAGCAGGCUGAAUAUAUUGACGUAGCAUUGAUGUAGCCCUUUGUCUUAAUUUAUAAAUAUUUAUCAACCAG